CCCAGGUGCAUACGCUCAGAAGCAACGUCACCGAAAUGAUUCGAUAAAUUCAUAAAAAUCAAUCGAAUUCAAUAGCAAAUAAAAUAACUACAAUAACGCCGUUUUCUUUUUCGCACGUGCUGCAAGCAAUUUUAUUAUGUGAUAUUAUAAACGUGAUAAGACUGCGGUAGUAGAAAGCAAAGGUUAAACUAAGCCUACAUGAACAGUUAAUGCGCGGGAGUUGAUAUUUAAACAAUUGACGAGUAUAAAUUAAUUACUUUAAAUAAGCGGCACGUAUUUUGCGAAUAUGUUUGAAUAUUUCAAGUAUAUUUUUAUCACUGUAUUAUCCACGUUCUUCAUUCACAUUGGGAUUGUUGUUUACGAUGCUAUUCAUCAUCCAGUUGCCGUUGGUCAAUUCGUUCAUCCCGACAUAGGCUUAGACAUAGAAACUUUGGUGAAGAGAAAUGGGUAUCCUUUUGAAAAACAUCAUGUCACGACGGAAGAUGGAUACAUCCUUGAAUUGCAUAGAAUUCGCCAUGGUCUUAACAAGAAAAAUUUGACAAACAGGCCACCAAUUUUAAUCGUUCACGGUAUCCUGGAAAGUUCAAUGGCCUGGUUAUCGGCUGGAGUAGAUAAAGCUUUGCCCUAUUACUUGGCCGAGCAAGGGUACGACGUUUGGUUGAGCAAUUGCCGUGGCAAUGCGUAUUCAAGGAAACACAUAAAACUGAAUCCCGAUGUCGAUAAGAAGGAAUUCUUCGAUUACAGUUGGCACGAAAUUGGAGUAUACGACCAUCCCGCAACAAUCGACUAUGUAAUUAAAAAGACAGGAAAAUCGAAAAUAUUUUACGCAGGUCACAGCCAAGGAUCCGUAUCAUUCAUGGUGAUGAUGUCCGAACGACCCGAAUACAAUAAGAAAAUAAAAGCGAUGCUUGCGUUGGCGCCGGUGGUAUUUGUCGAUCACGUCAAAUCCCCAACGUUUUAUAUACCGGCUUUAUUCCAAAACGCGUUUGAGUGGAUAGUAGAAUAUUUCGGACUGUACGAAUUGUUACCAAAGUCUGAAAUCAUAACGCAAAUCGCAAAUAAAUUGUGCAACGAUGAAUCUCGUCUCCAAAAACUUUGCUCCACUUUAUUGAAUAUCAAUGGAGGUUUCAAUGGCGACAAAUUCAAUUCGACUUUAUGGCCAGUCGUUUUCUCCCAUAUACCAGCAGGAUCGGCCACAAAGCAAUAUAUGCAUUACACGAGAAAUAUCUUUAAUGAUUUUAGGAAAUUCGAUUACGGCGAAGCCAAGAAUUUAUUAGUUUAUGGCAACAAGAUUCCUCCGCUCUACGACUUAAGUAAAGUUGCUGCUCCAGUAGGAAUAUUUUACGGCAACAACGAUUGGUUGACUCCCGAAAAGGAUGUACAAAAACUGAUCAGAAGUCUUCCAAAUGUGGUUAUGGUUCAUAAAGUUGCCGAUGAGAAUUUUGCUCACUUCGACUUCUUAGUUAGUUUACAUGCCGUGGAUAUUUUAUAUGACAAACUUGUAAAUCUGAUGCAACAAUAUAAGUAAAAAGAAAUAAU
This is a messenger RNA of Nicrophorus vespilloides, 1539 nucleotides long. Its product is annotated as lipase 3-like. NCBI's taxonomy places the organism in Eukaryota, Metazoa, Arthropoda, Insecta, Coleoptera, Silphidae. Gene Ontology annotation, molecular function: hydrolase activity, acting on ester bonds. The record is from RefSeq and is a predicted model, not a curated record. The coding region runs from base 287 to 1528 and encodes 413 amino acids. The transcript has 6 exons. Gene Ontology annotation, biological process: lipid metabolic process.